CAAAUAUCUCUGUUACUCUCAUUGUUCCCCCAAACUCAUCUCCCUCUUCUUCUAUGUUUCCAAAUCCAGCUUUUGCCUCGCCGUCACAGAAAUUCCAAUUGUGGCGCAGUCCCGGAUUGAUCACUCCAGCCCGCAAAUAAUCGUCUCCAUCAGCAGCAGCUUCUCGAAGAAUUCAUGAUCCUUUAGAUGUGUUUGUAGGAAAAGCAAGAAGGAAACGCAGAGAGCGAGAAACGCGAGUCGGUUUGGCUUCCGCUGCUCCGCACGAGCGCCCGCGGGCGGAGUGCAACUGCACGCGAAUAGCAAGGUCGAGUCGUCUUCCGACUUGGUGACUUCGUCUCUCACGGCGCGGCGGCGGCCACGCGCCCAUGGAAGCGGCCGGCCAGGCGGCCGCGGUGAGCCGGAGCUUCGGCAAUUCGGCGGGCGCGGGACGGCUGACGGCGGGGUCGUCGGCUUCGGCUUCGGCUUCGGCAUCGGCAGCUCGCGCGUCGGGCGUCGGCGCGGAGCGCCGGCCUGCCGGCCAGGACGCCGGGAGGCGGGACGCCGGCCACGAGCCCACGACGCACGACGGCUUCCUGGGUCCGAUCUCCAACGAUGCGCCGCAUAAGCGGUUCUUCAGCAUCGCGCCACCGGCGGCGCUGAUAUUUUUCUUCGUAUUAAUAUUCGUCGCUGGUGCAAUUGUCACGGUUGAUCGCAAGGAGAACUUGUCGAUACUGCAGCUGCAUCCAAGAGAAGCGUUUGCAACUGAGGAGAUCAGGCCUCCGGCGACGAGCGCGUCGCGCGCUGAGCCAACAGAGGAACCCAACCUCUCUGAGAACCAAUGCAGACAUUCAGGCAGCGAGGCCUUGCCGAGGGGCAUCGUGCAGGACAAGUCCAACUUCCAGACAGAGUCCCUGGGCGGCAAUCCAGGACGGAAGGAGGCUGUUAGGCCGUCGAAAAGCCUCCUAGCGAUCCCCGUCGGCAUCAAGCAGAAGGCGGUCGUCGACAAGCUUGUCGCCAAGUUCCCGGCUGCCAACUUCAUCGUGAUGCUGUUACACUACGACGGCGUGGUCGACGGAUGGCGAGACCUCAAGUGGUCGGACCGCGCCAUCCACGUCUCCGUGCGCGACCAGACCAAGUGGUGGUUCGCCAAGAGGUUCCUGCACCCGGACCUGGUGGCGGAGUACGAGUACAUCUUCCUCUGGGACGAGGACAUCGAGGUGGACAGCUUCGACCCGCUCAAGUACCUGCGGAUCGUGAGGAGGGAAGGGCUCGAGAUCUCACAGCCGGCGCUGGACCGCCGGUCGCAGAUCCACCACCGGCUCACGGCCCGCGCGCGCAACGUCGACGUCCACCGGCGGUUCUACAAGACGAACGGGCAUGGCCGGUGCUACGGCAACAGCACGGGGCCGCCGUGCACGGGGUGGGUGGAGAUGAUGGUGCCGGUGUUCUCGCGCGCGGCGUGGCGCUGCGCGUGGCACAUGAUCCAGAACGACCUCAUCUACGCGUGGGGGAUGGACUUCAAGCUCGGGUACUGCGCGCAGGGCGACCGGUGGCGCAACGUCGGCGUCGUCGACAGCCAGUACGUGCUCCACCGGGGCAUCCCCACGCUCGGCGAUGGCGGCAAGGCGCAGGUGUCUGCGUUCACGUCGGCGUCGGCGUCGGCGACGGACCGGCUGGCGGUGAGGCAGCGGUCGUACACCGAGCUGAAGGUGUUCAACAGGAGGUGGAAGGAGGCCGUGGCAGAGGACGGCUGCUGGACCGACCCUUACCCCGAUCCGGCGACCACCACCGGCUGACCGUCCGACGGCCUGAGAUAGUGCCAGGAUGGGAGGUACAAUACAGUAGUCAUCAGUAGCUGUUACAUUGACCUUGCCUAGAUGAUAGAUUGUACACCAUAUUUACAGCUUCAGAGAGCUCAGAGCAAGCUCAUGUAUGAUGUACAGAUUGUAAUUUUUUUCCGUCUCUGAUCUCCAAGGGGAAAAAGCAGGCGCGCAUAAAAAGAUGAUGCAAUUUUUUCUGAACUUUUUCAGUAAUGAGAUGAUUCAGAACCUGUAAAG
Molecule: messenger RNA, 2036 nt
Organism: Panicum virgatum (switchgrass)
Lineage: Eukaryota; Viridiplantae; Streptophyta; Magnoliopsida; Poales; Poaceae
Exons: 6
Coding region: 366-1775 (469 amino acids)
Source: RefSeq, a predicted model, not a curated record